Lactuca virosa is the source of this 507-nucleotide messenger RNA. NCBI's taxonomy places the organism in Eukaryota, Viridiplantae, Streptophyta, Magnoliopsida, Asterales, Asteraceae. The record is from the annotation of a GenBank genome assembly.
AUGACAACAAGAAAUUCCGUCCACCAUCGACCAAAAUUCCUCCAUUUAGAAGCUUUUGUUGCUGAUCAAAGAAUCAGCUCCAGCGACGAAGAUGAUUUUGAUAACUUCGAGAUGAUCAAAUUCGACAUCUGGAACACCAACGACGAUUAUCAUAUCAACGCACAAAUCCCCAUCUCGAAAUCAAUGGUUACCUCAAGAAAACAACCAAUAAAACCUCCACGAAGCAACCAAAGAGCGCUGCCCAGCGCUGGAUCAUUGCCAGUCAACGUACCGGACUGGUCAAAGAUCCUCCGUGAUGCUUACAAACAAUCAGACAGCGAUCAUUUUGAUGACGACGAUAGUCAUGGUGGCUGUGAUGAUCACUGGUUGCCACCACAUGAGUAUUUAUCGAGGAUUAGGAGUGCUUCUCUUUCCGUACAUGAAGGUGUUGGAAGAACUCUUAAAGGGAGAGAUUUGAGUAGACUUAGAAAUGCCAUUUGGAAGCAAACUGGUUUUGAACAAGAUUAG